This is a messenger RNA of Anopheles gambiae (African malaria mosquito), 5099 nucleotides long. RefSeq names its product myotubularin-related protein 14 (gene EDTP). The record is from RefSeq and is a predicted model, not a curated record. Gene Ontology annotation, biological process: dephosphorylation. The transcript has 7 exons. NCBI's taxonomy places the organism in Eukaryota, Metazoa, Arthropoda, Insecta, Diptera, Culicidae. Bases 1893 to 4661 code for a protein of 922 amino acids. Gene Ontology annotation, molecular function: phosphatidylinositol-3-phosphate phosphatase activity.
GGUAAGAUCACACAACUCACCCACUGUCCAGCUGCUACGCGAUUCCGUCUUUUAUUUACAAAGGAAAAACUUCACGCCUGCUGCGAGCUAAGUCUGAAUCGGAAAAGCACAGAACGCACGGAAAUUUGUUCAUUUCGUCCCAGUGCCCGAAGCGGUCGUGCCAGGAAAAUCGUGUACCACGCGUGCGAAUUCCUUCUCGGUCGUUUUACCGUAGUGCCAAGUGAACCGCGAACUUUCCCCUACUCCCCCAUUCGCUCACGACCGUUUUCUGAUAAUCGGUCGUGCAAAAGGGGUCGCAAAGAACACAGCAAAAAAGAGCGACCACAAUCCCAUCCAAGUGUGCGUGCGUGUGUACUGUGUGUGUGUGUAUGUUGUGCGCGGUAAACAAGACAUUUGUUUUGUUUAUCAGCACCAUCCCGAAAAAAAGGAACAGAAACACACGCACACACUCACUCACUCAUACAGACACAAGUUUCGCGCGUUGCCCCGCGUGAACGGUACUGCUGCGUAGCAGACAAAAGCCACUUCCGUAGUUUUGCGUAUUGCCCUCGCCGUCGCCGUAGUGUCGUCGUCAUCAGCUCGCUGCUGCUCGCUGGUGGUAGUGAUUUCCAAUCGUUCCCAUUAGCCCCCCACGUGCGCAUCGCCGUAAUUCGCGAUUUUGCGUAUCCUUGGAAGCAUCCGCCAGCAGCAUCUUCUCCGUCUGUGUGCAAGUGUGUGCGCGCGCGCGCGCUCGUGUGUGUUAAGUUACUUCUUCGUGCCACAUCACGCACAGCUUACAUCGUCCGCAGCCGCAACAGCAUCGUCGUGUGUUUUGCGUACGCGCUAGCGCUUCCAGACCGUCACCGUCAAUGUACAGCAGCAAGGAUGAAUUGCGAAAUACUACCGCAGGACAUCCAAUCGCUAUUGGAAUACUUCGCCAAGAACAUGUACCGCGCGAAGGAUUGUGAAAAUGUACGUAUCGGAGCCUUCCUGUACCACCGUACCGUCUGUAAUAUGGUGCGACAUUGUUGCGCCUUCGCUCGCGCAGUUGGCCCACGUGGAUAGCAUCGAUGGGUGCAAGGGGUGGUGCAAGGGGCGGUGAGCUAUAAGCUGCAAAACGAGUGCAGAAAAAACGAGGGUCGUAAACAGUGGCGCUAACCCAGCCGGCCAAAGAAGAACCCCAGCAGUGGGAGCAGCCAUCCCACCCUAACCUAUUCACCCACAUUUCCUAGUGACGUUGACGUUUUAUCAUCAAAUGGUCGCCCCCAGCUCCCUGUCCCUGAAGUGGGGCGUUGUUGAUGUUGCAUGUGCACACUUAUUUUGAUUCUUAUUUUUCGUUGCCUCUUCCACUCUUCCAUCAACCGCGGGCGAAGUUGAAGCGAUAAGCGCGGUGCCAGCGCACAAACCCUACGCAAAGACCUUGCAGGCGCCACCGUCCUUGUGCGGUAUCUCCCCCUCCGCCCUCCCGGGUCCACUCCCGCGCGCUUGCCACUGUAUUGGUGAUCCCACGGGAAUCGUGAAUAACAUCAAAAUAGACAACAUGUCAGGAACGAGAGAAGGGAACGUGGGGAGGAAUGUUGUGAAACGUUGUCUGAUUUGUGUGUGCUCUCGAUCAAAGCAACCCAACACCGCGAUACAAACACACACACACACACAUGCAUAAACACGUUGUACAAUCCAUACAAGAGUGAGAGGUGUAGGUAAUUUGUAACAGUAGUGCGCUCUCGCUUUCUCACACGUGCACAUGGUUUACUACGCGCUUAAGUAACAACCUAGCGGCGCAGGUUGGUGCGAAUCGCGGAUUUCCAAUCUAGCGCAGUGGGCGUUAAAGGAGGAAGAACCGGGUGGGAAUGUAGUGGGGAAGCAGGAAAUCGCGGAACAGUGCGGAAAUGAUAUUCUUAGUCUCUUAGUGUAUGUGUGUAACAAACAAAAGCGAAACCGUAUCCGCCACAGAAGAGAAAGAGAGAAAGAGCGUGCGAACCAACAAAAUAAGAAGAAGAAGAAGGAGAAAGGCCAGACACCAUACAACAAUUUCGUUUCUUCUCUGCUCUUUGUUGCAGUCCCUCCCCCCCCCCCCCACACCCCUCGCGCCCUAUACACUAUCUCAGUCGGUGCUGGGUGCUUUGUGUGUUUGGGGGACACGUUAUGGGGUUGUUAUUUUUAUCCAAAAGACGCGCCACAUCAUCACCCUCUGCUUCGAUCGCGGGUGUCUCGCCCCUCGUCGAAGAGUCUGUUAUGGCCUGUUAUGGGGUGUACAGGGCAAUGACGUUAUGCAUCGGUGUAACGUACUACUCCAGCAGGACUACAGUGUGAUCGAGAUCAGCAACAGUACCGGUGAACUAUCCUCGCACUAUCCCAGCACCCUGCUGAUACCGGAGUACGAGUACAAAAGUCUCUCCAGCAGUGGCAGCGCGGGCAUCAACAAUACUCAGGCACCAACCUAUGCCGCCGGUGGUCCGAACAAUGGAUACGCCAGCAUCAAUGAUUAUCUUACCCGCACGGGACAGCAGCCACAAACGCCGCAGCAGCAGCAAACUUCCGUACCAACUGCCGCUCCAGGGCAGCAGCAGCAGCAGCAGCAGCAAACCAUCUACGAGACGACAUACGAUGGCAACAAGCUGCGCGAUCUUAUUAACAAGGCACGGUUUGCCCGCUGCCGGGCCCGGUUUCCGCUGCCGGUCAUACUGUACAAGGGCAAGUACAUCUGCCGGUCGGCCACGCUGUCCGGUGGGCCGGAGAUUUACGGACGGUCCGGGUUAGAUUACCUCUUCUAUAGCCUAGACUCAACUGCUACCUCACCGACGUUAGAUGAGGAAGCGUACGAAGCGCGCGAAACGUCACUGCCGGAGGACACGUUCGAGGAACCGAUCACGAACAGCGACUGGCAGCUGUUCGACCGGGUGCGCAGCCAGGACAUAAAGCUGCUGAAAACGCUAAACGUCGGCACGAUCGUCGACUUUAUGGUGGAGAAGAAGAAGGUAAAGUUCGGCAUGAACGUGACCUCGUCGGAGAAGGUGGACAAGGAGAACCGGUACGCCGAGUUCAAGAUCGUCUCGCUGCCGUACCCGGGCUGCGAGUUUUUCCGCGACUACCGCGACAACAACUACUCCGGCGAGGGGCUCGUCUUCGACUGGUCGCAGGCACACGUGGACGCGAACAUUGGCGUGCCGGACGAUACGGUGGCGGCCCAGCUCCAGAUCGACUGGGACAAUUACAAGGACUGGGAUCUGGUGAAGAUCACGCAGAACUACCUGAAGCUGUUGCUGCGCUACCUGCAGGACAGCAGCUCCGGGUUGCUCAUCCACUGCAUCAGCGGCUGGGACCGGACGCCACUGUUCGUGUCGCUGUUGCGCCUGUCGCUGUGGGCCGACGGUGCCAUCCACCAGUCGCUGAGUGCGGCCCAGAUCCUUUACUUUACCAUCGCGUACGAUUGGCUGCUGUUCGGGCACAAUCUGCCCGACCGGCUCAACAAGGGCGAGGUGAUAUUUUUCUUCUGCUUCUACGCCUUAAAGUAUAUUGCCGAGGAUGAGUACAGCAUUUUGGGGCAGCGAUAUAAAAGUAAGCAUAGCAGCGGAAGCAGUAGCAUAGGCGUGAUACGGACGGACAGCGAAUCAAUGCUCGACGGUAUACUGCUCGAUGGGGAAAGUAGAGGCUCGAGCGUUUCCCUCAACUCGACCUGCAGCUGCCUGAGUGGGCGAAGCUCGUCCCAGCACGAUACGCAAACGUGCAUUAGUGUCGGUGGCAACGGUGCAAUCAGUGGUGGUGGCAGCGGUGGUGGUAUCAAUGUUACGAUCGGUGGUUCAAGCAUCCAGCAUCAUGCAACGAGCGGUAGCCGGCCAAUUGUCGGUGUGCACAACUCGCACGAUGACAGUUUAAACGCGAGCAAUGGCAAUGGCUGGUUAGCGCAUAGUCACGAUAGUAAUAGCAGUAUUGGAUGCAUAUCGAACGAUAGUACUACUAAUCUCAGUAAUCAUUGCGCUUGGUCACCGCAACCGAACAGAACUAGUCCCGUCUCAGUGCCGGUGGCGAGCCGAUUAAGACAGCGUCAGGAGUCAACGUCCUCCCUGUCCGUCGGCAGCUGGCAGAUGAUAUCUGGCACCGGCAGCCUUCGCAGCACGGACUCGGCCACGGAAUUGCACCAUGCUGCCAGCCAACACCAGCCGCACCAUCAUCAUCAUCACCAUAACCACCACCACCACCAUCAUCACCAUAAUAAUCAUCAUCAGCAGCAGCAACAGCAGCAACAACAACACCAGCCACAGUUCCACAAUGUAUAUAGCAAUAACGUUUACGGCAACAGCCAUGCUGUCGGUGGCGGAACAAUAUCCUCAGACACGAUCGCCACCACGCCGAAUGCGAAUCAGCACCUGCUUCAUGGCGUAGGACAUACAGCUGGCCAACCUCCUCCUCCUCCUUCUGGGCCACCUCAUCUGCACCCGAUGCAACAAUCGCAAGACUCGAGCUGCUGCACGCUGCUCGACGACGAAUGUUUCAGCUCGUCCUACAGUCACGAUUUCUACGCAAUGCGUCGUGAACGGCUGAAUCAAGUGCGAACAUUGUUCUACAACUGCUACUACUCGACAAUCGCAUUCAAAUUCAAAUCCGUACCGGACUCGGCGCUCGGCAGCCUGCUCGGGAACUUUGCGGAGAAGGUAGGACUUGCCCACCGGACCUCGGUUUAGUGUACCAACUGUCGACUGUCGUUCCACACUCAGUGACUCAGUGCUGCCUCCUGCCCAUGCCUAAAGCGCUCCAUAAAUACGUACUGUUGCGGGAGCUUUAGCUAGUUAGAUUUUGCAAAACGAAAAGAACAAAUACCGCCGACGACGGGUGGUGCUGCAGAUGAAGUGACGAGGAGAAUGUUUGUCUUCCACCACGCGGCUGUGCUGGAAUUGAUUUUUUUUUCGUUUGUUUUUUUUUCAUUCCCAUCCCUUGCUAUUUGUUAAUCUUUUUUUCUGUUCAGAAUUUUUAUCAUAAAAUUAAUAAUACCUAUCCUACGAGAAUUAUACAGCGAAAGGACGUUGGUGUGUGCGUGCGCGCGCCCUUGCUAACGAAAACGGCGCCGGGAAAGAAUUUGUUGUUUUGGUUCGAAAUAAAGCGCAAAACUGUGACUGCAGAAA